This is a messenger RNA of Parnassius mnemosyne (clouded apollo), 852 nucleotides long. The record is from the annotation of a GenBank genome assembly. NCBI's taxonomy places the organism in Eukaryota, Metazoa, Arthropoda, Insecta, Lepidoptera, Papilionidae.
AUGGAGUUAAGUAGUUGCUACAUGUUAUUUGGAUUAAUAAUUUCGCUGUUGCAAGUAACGAGAAGUGAAAAUUGCAAUAAUGAGUACUGUGUUGAAAAUGAAGGUUCACAGGGAAAUGAAACACGUUCCCGGGUACUUUCUAGGACUAAAAGGUUCAUUGUGUUCCCAGACGGGAGCUCAUUUCAAUUAGUGUUUUGUGUACAAACAACGGCGCUGAUACCUAUUGGAGAUAUUUUUCUAUACGGCAACACAGCAGCACUUGCUUGGAAUCUACCAACGGAUCCACAAUUUUUACAUAUGUUUAAAGAACAUGAAAAAGAAUUGCGAAGACGAGGUGAUUCAAAUAAAAAUAUAUACUACUUAGAUGACCGCGGCAAGGUUUUAGCUAAAGUACCUUUUAGAAAGCCGUUUAUUGUCAACCCGGCGUUUGCAAAAAGAAGCAUUGAUGACAAAGUAACGUUCAGAGAAAAAUUGAAAAUCAAAAUAGACAGAAUGAAAAUGCACGAGAAACAGUCGAGAAGGGAGUUUUUGAAUAAAGAGCAUUUGGAUAAAAGCAGCGUAGAUUUCCACAGAAAGAGCCGAGUGGAAUUAUAUGAAAAAAUUGAAAAAUUGGUGACAUCGUUAGGCCAAGACGGGCGACGAUGCGUUCUUUACAAACUAUGUGAAUCAGCGCAGUCCUCGCAACAAGGCACAUUCUUGCAAGAGCUCUUCAGAGCCAUCUUUACAUUACCCAAAGGUCCUUUGUUCGAGUCCAAGGUACACAAAGAAUACGACAGUGCCCAUACAAUAACAGACAACUGCAUGUCACUGUAUCCGGGUUGUGAUGAUUUCUCAAUUCCGUUAAAAUUGUAA